Molecule: messenger RNA, 1335 nt
Organism: Medicago truncatula (barrel medic)
Lineage: Eukaryota; Viridiplantae; Streptophyta; Magnoliopsida; Fabales; Fabaceae
Exons: 2
Coding region: 75-1058 (327 amino acids)
Source: RefSeq, a predicted model, not a curated record
UUUUCCUUUCCCUUCCCACACCAUAUAACACAACAACCACUCUCACUCAACAAUUACUCUCACACACUCACAAAAUGAACCUUUCUUCUCAUUCUUCCAACAACAUCAACAACACUAACUCAGUGAAUGGUUUCUACACAUUUCUCAACAGAGGAAUUGAUGACUUAGAAAGAGCUUUUCUUUCCAACAACUUGAUGUCAAUUCAAUUCCUUCAAAGGGUACUUUCUAUACUUAGAUCCUUUCACACCCAAUUAGUCCUUUUGGUUCAAAAACUUCAUCUCCCAGUUGGUGAUAAAUGGCUUGAUGAAUACAUGGAUGAAAGCUCUAAGCUUUGGGAAACAUGUCACCUUCUUAAGUCUGGUAUUUCCGGCUUUGAUGGUUAUUACUCGGCUGGGAUCAACGUCACUAACUUCUUCGACUCUCACGCUCGUUUCACUCCACAACUCUGGCGCCAGGUUCUUAGGGGCAUAUCACGGUGUCGAAGAGAAGCUAUGGGAUUGGAAGAAGAAAACCGUGCAUUGAUGGAAACAAGAGUCCAACUACUUUCUCUGUGUUUCGACGAAAGAGUAUCCGUCGAAUCAAAGCUAAACGGUUUCAACGGGUUCAGAGGAGUUUUAUACGCAAUGAGGAACAUUAGUUCAAUGCUGCUCACAAUCUUGUUACAUGGUUUGGUUUACCGUUGUCCAGUAACAUCAGACACAGUUGCAAGGUACGAGGGUUGGAUGUUUCAUGGGUCGGGGCUAAUGAUGUCAGCCGCGAGGUUGCAGCAAAGAGUGGCCGCAGAGAUGAGCGAAGCAGAGCCGGGGAUGUUGUUGUACGAAUUUAGGCACGCGAGGGCAUCGGUAGAGGAGCUAAGAGGCGAAUUGGAGAGGAAUGUGUCGUCGCAGGUUGUUCAAUGGGAAAUGGAAGAUGGUUUGAGAGAGAGAGUGGAGUGUGUUAGAAUGUGCUUUGGUGUGCUUAAAUCUGGUGCUGAUAAUAUUGUUUCUCAGCUUGAUGAUUUCUUCGAUGAAAUUGUAGAAGGUAGGAAGAAGCUUUUGGAUUUUUGUAGUCAUAGGUAAUUUAAUUGCCGAUGUUUUAAAUUGUGGUCACGAUUGUGCGGAAAAACACAAUGCAAUUGAUGUAACUCAUAGUUUUUUUAAAUGAAAAAUCGAAAGCAACAAAGGCUGAAUCUCAGUGGAUGGUGACAUUUGAUGUUAAGAGUCCCACAUUGGACAGGACAUGGCCUAACAAUAUGUUUAUCAGUGGGGGCAAUCCUCACCUCACAAGUCGGUUUUGUGGGGUUGUGUUAAACUCAACCACGAUUUCUAAGAUGGUAUCAGAGCUUCUCCAAGAUCC